Molecule: messenger RNA, 962 nt
Organism: Lolium rigidum
Lineage: Eukaryota; Viridiplantae; Streptophyta; Magnoliopsida; Poales; Poaceae
Product: transcription factor HY5-like
Exons: 4
Coding region: 109-609 (166 amino acids)
Biological process (GO): regulation of photomorphogenesis; response to red light; red or far-red light signaling pathway
Cellular component (GO): nucleus
Molecular function (GO): DNA-binding transcription factor activity, RNA polymerase II-specific
Source: RefSeq, a predicted model, not a curated record
AGGAAGAGCCAAUCAGAAAUUAAUCAGAGGGGAGACAGAGAAACGUGCACACAAUCAAUAAGAUACUCUCCACCGGCGCCGGACAAAGCGCAGGAGAGGGAAGAAGAAAUGCAAGACCAGACGACCACCACGACGAGCUCGCCGCAUUCCAGCAGCGACAGGUCGUCCAGCUCUGCGCCUCACUCCAAGCAAGGGAUGGACAGCGACGACGACAUAGGGAGGGUGCCGGAGUUCAGGCUGGACCAGGGAGGUCCAUCGACGUCGGGAAGGGAGCCAGUGGCUGCCGGGACAUCAUCCGAGCAGGCACAGUCGGCGGCGGCAGCGCAGACCACCUCGCGCCGCCGCGGCCGUAGCCCGGCAGACAAGGAGCAUCGCCGACUCAAAAGGUUGCUGAGGAACCGGGUGUCCGCGCAGCAAGCGCGGGAGAGGAAGAAGGCGUACAUGGGUGAGCUGGAGACGAAGGUGAAGGACUUGGAGAAUAGAAAUUCAGAGCUUGAGGAGAGGCUCUCCACCCUGCAGAACGAGAACCAAAUGCUUAGACAGAUACUGAAGAACACCACCGGUAACAGGAGAGGACCAGGUAGCGGUGCCGGCGCCGGAGACGGCUAGCCAAUAUCAUCAUCGUGUGACGUCUGGAAACAUCUAGUACCUAAUUACUUGUGGAAUGGAACAAAUAAAUGGCUAAAAGGAGUGAAGAUCCCUGGAUUAAUUUAGGUGUUCUUUAAUUAGAUCGAUAAAGCGCCAGGAAAAAUAUGCUGAGCAUGUAAUAUGUGAGCUGAACUGAAAUUGUUUAGUUUUAAGUGGUCAGGGGAGCUAAUUCUGCACCUCAUAAUGUACCUGCUGUGCGCGAUCGUUCCCUGCCGAACUUUAUAAUGUGGAAGAAGUGUAUGUAUGUACUUGUAUUAUGAAGGAUUAAAUCAGCUCAGCUUCAGUUACAUUAUACAAAAUAUCAAAAUUAAUCA